AUGGCAUCUAAAUUCAAUGUGAAAACUACUAAUAGCGGCCACAAGAUGCCGGUAGUAGUAACAUGUUAUAAAUGCAAAAACUUAGUUGAUAUAAAGAAAACUGCAAUAUGUUCAUUAUGUAAAAAUAGGUAUGAUUUAGACUGUGAUGGCUACCCGGAAAAAACAUACCGCCUAAUGGAUCAAGAAAGAAAAAAGAAAUGGCGAUGCAAAACAUGUAUAAAAAAUAAAAAAGACGUGAAUAGCGAUAUAACUAAUAUCACAGUGAGAAAAAAACAAAAUCUCCCUGGACAAUGUACAUCCCUAGAAGAAUCAUGUAAUACAGAGAAAUUGCAAUGUAUUGAAUCUUUGCAGGUAUCGGAGAAGGAUACGUCUUACACAUUAGACUCGCACGUACUCACGGACUAUAAUAUAUCUGAUGUAUCAUUUUCAACGCCUAGUAAAUUGUCAAAGAGUGUAGACGGCACAAUGUCUGAGACAACGUCAAUCUCAGAAAUGAAAUCUACAAUAUCUCAGUUAACCUGUAACCUUCGUAGUACUCAAAAUGAGUUAGAAAACAUAAUAUUAGAAAAUAACGAUCUUCACAGACAGAUAAAUAAGUUAACCUCAGAAAUUAAAAUACUAAAAUCGCUAUGCUAUUCUCCCACAAAAAUUGACAGUCCUCAAUCAGGCAAUACAACUAAGAAGAAGAGACACCCUUUGCUACUUCAUAGUCUAUCUUCCGUGCCAUCUUCACCGACAGUCACAUCAUAUACCUAUCCCCACCCUAAUUCGACGAUAUCAAGCCUUCAACAAAAAAUUACCAACUUGCAACAAGAAUUAAAAGAUGCAGAAAAAGAGAUCGCAUCUCUCAAUAAAAAAAUAACAAAUCUGACACAAAAUAUUGACUAUGAAACAAAGGAUAAAUGGAGCAAGACCUCAAAACCUAUGAUGAGACAGCAAAAUAACAGCCAUGAAAAAAUAAUUUACAUCAUCGGUUCUCAACAAUGCGUUGGCCUAUCCGCAGCUAUAUCACACUCAAGAUCAGACACACAAUAUGAACAUUAUGGAGUUAUUGGUGAAACGAAACCCUAUGCACCAAGUAACGAAGUAAUAAAAAAUUGCCACAACAUGGAACUAAAAUCGCAUGAUAAGUUAGUCAUAUGUUUAGGAGAAAACGAUCAUAAUAUAAAACAAGUUUUGUCACAAUUACAAGCUAUAAUAGUUACUUUUAGUAAAAAUACAAUAAUUGUACUAAAUGUUAUUAAAAAUAGGUACAUAAAUGUUAAUAAUUUAAACUAUCGUAUUAAAAAUAUUUGCGAAAGAUAUAAAAAUUGUAAGUUUAUAGAUUGUAAAAAAUAUUCUAAUCGCUUCGACAUUUGUAAAUCAAUAAAUUAUGCUAUUGACUAUAGUUACUACGAAGAAAAAUAUUUAAAUCCUAGUGAAAUUAGUAAACGAAUAGCGAGUAAUAGGCCAAGUUUUAAAUUAAGUAACACCAUAAAUAAACCAAAAAAAGGAACAAUUCCCUUCUACUUUAAAAAAAAAACUGACGCGCACUCAAAACCUCCUGUUAUUUAUAAGAAAGGGACCAUGCCCUAUUAUUUUCCGGUAAUAAAAAAGAACGAUAAAUUUUUUCGACCAUAA
Molecule: messenger RNA, 1620 nt
Organism: Parnassius mnemosyne (clouded apollo)
Lineage: Eukaryota; Metazoa; Arthropoda; Insecta; Lepidoptera; Papilionidae
Source: the annotation of a GenBank genome assembly